This is a messenger RNA of Trichoderma harzianum CBS 226.95, 555 nucleotides long. RefSeq lists its product as hypothetical. The record is from RefSeq and is a predicted model, not a curated record. Lineage: Eukaryota; Fungi; Ascomycota; Sordariomycetes; Hypocreales; Hypocreaceae. Gene Ontology annotation, cellular component: Rpd3L complex; Rpd3L-Expanded complex; nucleus. Bases 1 to 555 code for a protein of 184 amino acids. The transcript has 2 exons. Gene Ontology annotation, biological process: regulation of DNA-templated transcription.
AUGUUAGAAGGGGAAACCACCGUGGAAGAUUAUUUGCGAAUUCACCGCCGCGCAAAUGGUGAUUUCCAAGAGAUAUUACGAAUCAUCGAGGAGGAAGGGCUCCAAGAAAAGCUCGAAUACUGGGUUGAGGUUACUAGGCGAUCAAUAGGGACAAUUGCUGACCAUAACAGGGCAGGCAAAGCUGCAAGUGAGCCUAUUGCAAAGGUAGGGGCGACAGUGGGUAAAAAAAGCAGUCUCAACGAUCCAAAUGAACCGAAAUACUGCCUCUGUAAUAAAGGGAGUGUUGGUAUCAUGAUCCGAUGCGAUAACGUUGACAGUUGCAAAUAUAAAUGGUUCCAUUUGGAAUGUGUCGGCCUUACUGUUGCUCCUUCAUCAAAGGAUAAAUGGUAUUGUACUGAUUGUCGUGGCGAUGUCAAUAUCGGAAAGAAAGCAAAUAUUGAUCCACAAGCGCUUCCACCCGAUUCAGGCAACCCCGAAUUUGUGAUGGACACUGAAGUAUAUACUUUUGCCCUCUACGAGAUGCCUGGUGACAUUCCCAGCAGUACAAUUUGCUAA